Molecule: messenger RNA, 471 nt
Organism: Perkinsus marinus ATCC 50983
Lineage: Eukaryota; Perkinsozoa; Perkinsida; Perkinsidae
Exons: 4
Coding region: 1-471 (156 amino acids)
Source: RefSeq, a predicted model, not a curated record
AUGUCUCAAGCAUUGGUCCAUAGGAAUGGUACCAUCUGGCGAGAAGUCGUCAUCAGAGCUGCCAAAUUGAGCCUCCUCGCAGCUCUCAUUUCUGCUUUAUCGUUAUGGUUCGAUCCAGAGCAGUGGAUUUACUUCGGUGCCGUACACUGCAUCUGUCUCAACAGUUUACUGACGGUCCCAUUCGUCAGAAGGCCGAAGACGGCUCUUGCUGGAUUCUUAUUCAUACAGACGUACACCAUGGCCUUUGGUGCUUGCCCGAUUGAGGUCCCGCUUGAGUUACCCACUCUAGAUGUCAUGCCUUGGUUCCACAACUUUGGCUAUUGCCUAUUGGGCGUGUGGCUGUAUAGCAAGGGUGUUCAUAAGCUGAGUUCGUGCAGUAUCAUACCAAAUACUCGUGUAUAUUUUGAAGACACCGUUAUGACUACAUUCGGUCGUCAUGUGAGUCUUCUGUUCGACCAGAUGAGACCUUAA